This is a messenger RNA of Aaosphaeria arxii CBS 175.79, 711 nucleotides long. RefSeq lists its product as uncharacterized. Gene Ontology annotation, molecular function: signaling receptor activity. The annotation marks the transcript as partial. Gene Ontology annotation, cellular component: membrane. Lineage: Eukaryota; Fungi; Ascomycota; Dothideomycetes; Pleosporales. The transcript has a single exon. The record is from RefSeq and is a predicted model, not a curated record.
UCGCCAGCACCACUGGUCCUUCGCACAUUUUCCGAGCUGCCGAAAUGGUACCAGGACAAUCCGCACAUUCUGACCAACUAUCGGCCAGUGUCGAGUAGCUAUAAUGCUUGCAUUUCCAGCCUACUCCACCUACAUAAUGAGACACUGAACAUCUAUACUCACCUGAUACCUGCGCUCAUUCUAGCGCUGGCGCUACCGACUCUCCAAAUAAAGAUUUCUUCCAUCUACGUAGAUGCGCCUUGGUCGGAUCGCUUUCUUCUGACUCUGACACCCAUGGCUACUCUGAUCACUCUCUCGUUGUCUGCCAAUUAUCACACUUUGAUCAAUCACUCUCCUGUGGUAUCUGCAAGCUGUCUGCUCCUGGACUAUACCGGAAUUCUCGUUCUGAUCCUCACGUCGUUCAUAUCUGGUAUAUAUGUCGGCUUCUACGACUCGCCUUUUCAUCAACGACUUUACUGGACUAUGAUCGCAUCCCUAGUUGGUAUAUCAUGCCUAUUUGUGAUGCAUCCACGCUUGCAAGGCCCGCUAUACCGUCCUCAUCGGACAGCGGCCUUCAUUAUGACCGCUUUAUCUGGGUUCGGGCCCGUCAUUCAUGGCUGCGUUCACUACGGGAUCUAUGAGGCUUUCUGGUACAAAGGCGUCAUGUGGUGGCUGGCAGAAGGAUUUUGGUACGGUAUCGGCGCCGCGUUCUUUGCGACCAGAUUUCCCGAG